Messenger RNA from Mesorhabditis belari, 300 nucleotides. The record is from the annotation of a GenBank genome assembly. Lineage: Eukaryota; Metazoa; Nematoda; Chromadorea; Rhabditida; Rhabditidae.
AUGCCGUCAACAAACGAGAAUAUGGUCCCGUUGGCGCAACGAGUGCGAACGGUGAUGAUGGUUGGUUACCAUGAAUUCGGGAUGACUCUCGACGAUCCAUCCGCUUCUCCUUCAUCCAUUGAUUCGGCGCUUUUCUUUGUAUUGGGUGCUUUUGUGUUGAAUGUGAUCGUGGUGAUGUUGGCGAUUUGUUAUUUCGAUCCCACACAAACGAAACCCCCACUCGUGCACAGAAUGUUUCAAUCGUUGAGAAGAUCUUGUCUUCCGACGAAACUCUCUUCAGAGACAGCCGUCCUCUUCGUU